AAUAGUCCCAGAUGCUGCCGUCUAUGUCAGAGCUCUGAAAUGGAAGUUAAUCGGAAGUCAUAUCGACUGAUAUCCUUAAGUUCAAGAGCUGAACGAGGAGUUUUCACAACCAAUCAAUUCAAGAUUGUUGUUAUGGCCAAGGCAAUGCCUCUUAAUUUCUUAUUGCCCCAAUGGAGGCUAUGGGGUUUCGUCCUUGCUCACUCUCCUACAUUUGCCUAAUUGAGGAUCCAAAGAGGAGUAGACGCUACCAUAUUCCAAGAAUUGAUGGUUUACGGGCUUUGGCCAAACCUGAUAUUUUUCAAUGUUUUGCUUGGAGGGUGUUUGGAGAAAUGCCUCGUAGGGGUUGCAGUGAAGGUGUUAAUGGUAAUGGAUGAAUUGGGUUUUCCUAGAAACCAAGAAAUAUACAUGGGAUCCUUCUGGAUUACCAUGUCAAUGAUGGACCUUGGUCAACAAUUAAUGGGAUGAAGCAGAAGGGGCUUCAACUAAAGUCAUUCGUUUAUUGGUCUCUAUAGAGGGAAAGGAAUGUGGAAGAGAUCAAUGCUUGUUAUGCAAGAGAUGAGGGAGAUGGGUGUAUCAUCGGACAAGCAAAUUUGUGACAGCACUAUGCAGUGAGUAGGGUGGGUUAAGUGAAGCCUACGAAGUCUUUGAUAAGAUUCAAGAAGGCAUUUUUGGACAUUACCAACUCAGAAUUGUAAGGCUGGAGAUCUCACUAAAUGCUAUGGUUUCAUUCCAUUAUUUAGCCGUUUGGGAGAGCAAUGAACGGGGGAUAUGAUAAAAAGGACAUUUUUGGACUGAUGGAAUGGUGCCAUUUAUACCAUUUAUUAUUUAAAGACUUGCAGAAUACAUUUCGAUGUCAAACCAAAACUGGAAUCUAUAUUUAUGGUAUGAUUCAUACCAAUCCUGAGCACAACCCCAAGCCAAUAUAAAGAUGAUGUAUGUGAAUUUCUUGACUCCCAUCCAGAACACACCCAAAGGCAAUAUAAAGGUGGUGUAUAUAUGAAUUUUUAAGAGAUACAUACAUCACCUUCCUCCACCAGAAUCUUACUCUUCUCCAUCUACAUGGGUCUUUCUUGGUUUCUGGUUUUAGCUUCAGUUCUUCUCAGUGCUGCUUCAGCUUGCUCUGAUGGACAGUGCAAGUUACUGGACAUUUGCUCAACCGACGGAGAUUGUCAAGCUGGCCUCUAUUGUUCCGAAUGUCUACAAGGAUUUUCAGGUUCUAGAUGCAUAAGAUCAACCAUUACAGAUCAGUUCAAGCUUCUGAACAAUUCUCUGCCUUUCAACAAAUAUGCAUUUUUGACAACCCACAAUUCUUAUGCUAUUGAGGGAGAGCCGUCUCAUACAGGAUUCCCUCGAGUCACAUUUACCAAUCAACAAGAUAAUAUCACCCAACAGCUAAAUAAUGGAGUACGAGCCUUGAUGCUUGAUACGUAUGAUUUUCAUGGAGAUAUUUGGUUGUGCCAUUCUUUCGGUGGGAAAUGCUAUGACUUUACUGCAUUUGAACCCGCUAUAGAUACACUGAAGGAAAUCGAAGCUUUCUUGUCAGCCAAUCCUACAGAAAUUGUCACAAUAAUUUUAGAAGAUUAUGUUGAAGCCCCAAAUGGAUUGACAAAGGUCUUCACUGAUGCUGGCCUGAUGAAAUACUGGUUUCCAGUGGCAAGUAUGCCCAAAAAUGGCGAAGACUGGCCAUUAGUUAGCGACAUGGUUGCCAAAAACCAAAGGCUCCUUGUUUUCACUUCAAAGAAAUCCAAGGAAGCCAGUGAAGGAAUUGCUUACCAGUGGAAUUACAUGGUAGAAAAUCAGUACGGGGAUGGAGGAAUGCAUGCCGGAAGUUGUCCUAACAGAGCAGAAUCAUCUGCACUUGAUGACAAAUCGAAAUCAUUGGUGUUGGUAAACUACUUUAGGUCUGAACCAUUGAAGCUGCUGUCUUGUGGUGAUAACUCUGGAGAUCUCCUUAAUAUGCUUAACACUUGUUAUGGCGCAGCGGGCAACCGAUGGGCUAAUUUUGUUGCUGUUGAUUACUACAAGAAGAGUGAAGGUGGAGGAGCAUUUCAGGCUGUGGACACUAUGAAUGGGGAGCUGCUGUGUGGUUGCAAUGAUGUCCAUGCCUGUGUGAAAGGAUCAUCUUCAGCAGCUUGCACUGCUCUUAGCAUGUCAAAUUCAACAGCAAAUUCAACAGUAAACAUAAAAGAAUAAGAUUGGAUUUGCCGGAGCGCUGCACCAGAGAAAGAAAAUAAAAAACAUUACUUUAUUUCUUGUAGGGUUCAUUGCUAUGUUUUCAUGUGUAAUGGGUGUCUCUCUUGAGAUUGGUUAGUCCUUAUCAUUAUUCAUUGCCCUCAUCG
Tripterygium wilfordii is the source of this 2339-nucleotide messenger RNA. RefSeq names its product PI-PLC X domain-containing protein At5g67130-like. NCBI's taxonomy places the organism in Eukaryota, Viridiplantae, Streptophyta, Magnoliopsida, Celastrales, Celastraceae. The record is from RefSeq and is a predicted model, not a curated record. Gene Ontology annotation, molecular function: phosphoric diester hydrolase activity. The coding region runs from base 1060 to 2193 and encodes 377 amino acids. Gene Ontology annotation, biological process: lipid metabolic process. The transcript is spliced from 8 exons.